GGCCAUGGGGGAUUUUGUCUCUAGUUCUUCAGAGUUGCUCGAGUUCUCAGCAUCUGAUGAUCUUUCUGCCUUUAUGGUUGCUGUAGAAAGGGAGGGACAUGGUAUUGAUGAGUUGGCUGUGUGGUAUGGUCGAAGAAUUGGUUCAAAGGAGAUGGGGCUUGAGGAGAGGACACCUCUCAUGAUCGCUUCUAUGUUUGGCAGCAAAAGGGUUGUCAAUUACAUCCUGGAAAAAGGUGGGAUUGAUGUCAACAAAACUUGUGGUUCUGAUGGUGCUACUGCCCUCCAUUGCACUGUUGCGGGUGGUUUUGCUGCUUCACUUGAGAUUGUCAGGCUACUGCCCUCCCUUCCUGACAUAAAGAAUGGUAUAUACGGGACGGAUGAGUUUAGGAUGUAUACAUUUAAGAUCAAGCCUUGCUCGAGGGCCUACUCGCAUGACUGGACUGAAUGUCCCUUUGUUCACCCUGAUGAAAAUGCUAGGCGGCGUGAUCCAAGAAAGUAUCAUUACAGCUAUGUUCCUUGCCCUGAUUUUCACAAGGGUACAUGCCAGAGGGGAGACGCAUGUGAAUAUGCACAUGGAAUUUUUGAGUGCUGGCUUCACCCUGCCCAAUAUCGUACUCGUCUGUGCAAGGACGAGACUAAUUGUACAAGAAGGGUAUGUUUCUUUGCCCACAAACCUGAAGAGUUACGGCCCCUGUAUGCUUCCACUGGUUCAGCAGUGCCUUCCCCUAGAUCAUUCUCUUCCAGUGCUUCGACGUUUGAUAUUGCAUCAAUCAGCCCACUCGCCCUUAGUUCUCCUUCUAUCAUGAUGCCUCCACCCUCAACACCGCCGAUGACUCCUUCUGGAGCCUCUUCCCCUAUUGGUGGAUCUAUGUGGCCAAACCAGCCCACCCUUGCACCUCCAAACCUGCAGUUGCCUGGCAGCAGGUUGAAAGCUGCCAUAAAUGCUAGAGAUAUUGAUUUAGAUGCUGAACUACUUGGUCUAGAUGGUAAUCGUCAGUGGCGCCAGCAGUUGUUGGAUGACUUGUCUAGCCUUUCAAUAUUAUCAUACUCGGAUCCCCAAUCCCCAUCCCCAUCCCCUCCUCACCCUCCUCUUCCUCUUUAG
Messenger RNA from Coffea arabica (coffee), 1102 nucleotides. Its product is annotated as zinc finger CCCH domain-containing protein 66-like. The record is from RefSeq and is a predicted model, not a curated record. Gene Ontology annotation, molecular function: protein binding; metal ion binding. NCBI's taxonomy places the organism in Eukaryota, Viridiplantae, Streptophyta, Magnoliopsida, Gentianales, Rubiaceae.